Penicillium nucicola is the source of this 2796-nucleotide messenger RNA. Its product is annotated as TPR repeat protein. The record is from RefSeq and is a predicted model, not a curated record. Gene Ontology annotation, molecular function: protein binding; ADP binding. Bases 1 to 2796 code for a protein of 931 amino acids. The transcript is spliced from 3 exons. NCBI's taxonomy places the organism in Eukaryota, Fungi, Ascomycota, Eurotiomycetes, Eurotiales, Aspergillaceae.
AUGUUGGGCUUGGAAGUUAUUGGUGGAAUAUCUGCCAUCAUUACCAUUCUAGAUGUCUUGAUCAAGAUCUACGACGGUGCCCAAAAUGACACACGACUCCCAGAGACAUUCCUGGCAUCUCGACGUCAGCUUCCCAUCAUUUUAGACAUCCUCCGAAGGUGUAAGAAUGAAAUCGAACCUGAGCGGGAUUCGAUGUCCUCGGACGCCAGUGACGCUUUGGAGAAGAUUAUCGACGCCUGCGAUGAGAAAGCCCAAAACCUGCGGCAGAUUUUUGAAAAGGUCCUUCCGGGUGAUGGUGAAACUUGGCAGAAGCGAUAUGCAAAAGUAAUCCGACGCCUUGGCCAGGAAAAUAAGGUCGAAGAUCUGAUGAUUGCCCUCACGAAAGACGUUCAGCUCAUUCUCAACAGCUGUGCGAUCAGCUCCACUUCGGAGAGACGUGAGAAAUAUUCUCAACUGGCAACUUUGAUCGAGGAAAUGAAAUUACUUCAAAGUUCAACACCGCAUGACGAACGAAACUCCGCGCUGGUUUUCAACAGCGGUGGAGGAUCGCAGACAAACAACGUCAACAAGGGCAGUGGGCAGCAGAUCAAUAAUAACGCGGAGGUUGGGGCUCAAUACUUCAAUUCUGUGACCCUUAGACAGAAGGCCGAUUUCAGCUUCCAAAAACCCGCUGGCGUUUGCCUUGGUCAAGCGCCCCAUCUCGCGUCUAACCUCUUUUUUGGCCGCGAAUCAGAGCUUGCCGAGAUAGAGAAAGCCUUCCAUACAGAUUCGAGUCAAAAUUUAGCUCAGCGGCGUCUGCUGCUCAGUGGCAUCGGCGGUAUUGGCAAAACGCAGCUUGCGCUCGCAUACGCCGAAUCUCCUCAUCAACCCUCGUACACCUCGGUCUUUUGGUUCGACGUUGCGUCCGAAGCCGCAAUGAAGAAUAGCUUUCUAUUGAUCGCAAAUCUUAUUUUUGACAUACAGGAGCCGGAAGCCCUCAAAGACAAGGAUAUCGUGUCGCGAGUUCAUCAGUGGCUAUCCGAUGCCCGGAAUACCGGAUGGCUCUUGAUCUUUGACAACUAUAAUGACCCAGAUCAAUUCAAGAUUGACCCAUAUUUUCCUCCUGCGUCACAUGGGGAGAUAAUCAUCACCACCAGGAGGCGCGAUCUGCUCACUGGGAGUAGUAUUGAGGUCGGACCGUUUCAAAAUAUAGAGGACAGCCUCGCUAUCCUCCAGAGCCGAUCUAAGCGGCAGGACACUCUGUCCGAUCCUUGUGCCAAGCGCCUUGCUGAGAGACUCGCCGGUCUUCCGCUCGCCCUGGCCACUGCCGGAACCUAUCUGCAACGGAGUAUCUUCACGUUUGAACGAUAUCUCCAAGAGUACGAAGAAAGAUGGAAUAUUGACCCUCGGCGGCCCACGCAGCUUCGAGAAUACGAAAAGCUCACCCUGUAUACAACCUGGGACUUGUCGUACGUUCUAUUAGAGAAGAACGACCCAGAAGCAGCAAAACUUCUUGGACUAUUAGCCUACUUUGGAAACAGAACCCUAUGGUAUGGACUCCUACAUACCGGCGCAGCCGGUGUUUCUUCCACCCCUGACUGGAUUUAUGAGAUAAUCGAAAGUGACAUCACAUUUGACGGGGUCAUGAGAACCCUGACCGAAUACUAUUUCCUAGAAGUCCACCCCCUGUUACAAUCAUGGAGUAUGCACAACUGUGUCCAUGACUGGACGUUAGCAACAUUGAACAAGAACAUCAAUUCCCGGAACUACUGGUAUGUCUUUGAUUGUGUGGACAGAUCCAUGACUCAGGUAGGGGAGGAUUUCCUGGGCAACGUUUCCUACUCGCGGCUGGCUGUGCAUGCAUCCCGGCUGGUCCAUCCUCGAUUCCUCCGGAGUGAUCUGCUUUCAGCAAUGUCCCUCAAUCGAUUGGAGAUCGCCCAGCGUCUCGCGCAGCUCCUCAAAGAUCAAAUGCAACUUGCUGCUGCGGAGCAGAUGUACGUGCGAGUAUUGGCGGGUUGCGAAGAAGCUCACGGGUCAGACCAUGCCUCUACUCUACGAGUAAUGAAUGACUUUGGAAAUCUUUAUCUGGACCAGUGCAGGUUUAGUGAUUCAGAAAAGAUGCAUCUCCGGGCGCUGGCGAGGAAGGAGAAAACCCUAGGCAAAAAGCAUCCAUCCACGCUCGACACCGCGCAUAACCUUGGCGAUGUCUACCGCGAGCAGGACAGGCUAGAUGAUGCAGAGAAUAUGUAUAACUUGGCACUGGCUGGAUCUGAGGAAUCCUUGGGGGUCGACCACCCCUUGACCCUUCUCACUGUUCAUAACAUCGGUAUUCUCUACCGUUCUCAAGGCAAACUCGACGACGCUGAGAGAAUGUACAUGCGAGUGCUCGUCGGGGCUGAGAAGGCUGGAGAGGCAGAUCAUGUGUCCACCCUGUUGACUGUCAACAACCUUGGGAACGUGUAUUUGGACCAGGGCAAAUUAGAAGAAGCGGAAAAGAUGUAUUUGCGCACGCUGAGAGGGUACGAGACAGCCUUAGGAGCAUAUCACACCUCCACGCUGCUUGCUGUCCACAAUAUGGGGGACUUGUAUUGCGCACAAGGAAAACUUGAUUACGCACUACAGAUGUACCGCAGAGCAGUUGAGGGGAGGGAAAGGGUCCUGGGCAACAACCACGCAUCGACUCUGCUUAGCGUCAAGCAUCUCGGGGAGGUCUAUCGCAAACAAGGUUACCUGGUGGAGGCAGAGCAGAUGUUGGACAGGGCCGCACUGCGAGAAGAGCGGAUAAGUCAGGCUCAAGGUCAAGGAGGGAGGAUUUAA